Molecule: messenger RNA, 1490 nt
Organism: Salarias fasciatus (jewelled blenny)
Lineage: Eukaryota; Metazoa; Chordata; Actinopteri; Blenniiformes; Blenniidae
Gene: lrrc61
Product: leucine rich repeat containing 61
Exons: 9
Coding region: 159-944 (261 amino acids)
Biological process (GO): outer dynein arm assembly
Cellular component (GO): cytoplasm
Molecular function (GO): protein binding
Source: RefSeq, a predicted model, not a curated record
CUGCCAGUUAACAGCGAGCGUGUCCUGACUACACCCCGGGACAGAUGACAGUUUCACACCUCCCCCCCUCUCCCCAGAUCGCCGCCGCACUGCCUGCCACCUGCCUCCCUCCACAUUCCGUGUCGGUUCCGCGGCUGUGAGCGGCGCGGCUGCUGAGGAUGGACUCCAAGCGCGAGAAGGAUCAAGAUGCUGACUGCGAGAAGAUAACAGCUGUGCUGCUCAAGUCUCGGACAGGGGAGUUUGAUCUGGAGUCCAUCCUGUUUCUCAAAUUGAGAGGUCUUGGUAUACGUGACCUUGGAUGUAUUGGAGAAUGUAUAAAUAUAGAGAGACUGGACCUCUCUGGGAAUAAUAUCACAAAUUUAGCUCCUCUGUCAUCGCUGUGGCUUCUUUCUGUUCUCAAUCUGUCAGCCAACAGGAUCUCCAAUAUAGAGCCUCUGCGCAGCUGUGACAAUUUACAGAACCUAAAUGUGGCUGGCAAUAUCAUAUCCUGCAUUGAAAACCUCCGCUGCCUUGCUUCAUUGAGAAAGCUAGAAAACAUCCGGUUUAAAGACAACACGUACAAUUACUCCAACCCAGUUUGCAGGAACGCUUCGUACAGAACCGUACUUCUCGAAAUGUUUCCCAACAUCAAGGUGCUGGAUGGUGAGAGAGUUGUCGGACGUGGGAGUGAGUUGUACCAGUUGUGCAAAGACAUAGACGACACGAUCAAAGCUGGUGUGUACAAGAAUGGACAACUUGUUGAGCAUCCAGACUGCAAACCAUGGGUGGAGGACAACUACUGGGAGAUUAAAAGGUCAAACAAUGCCAUUGUUGAAGAAGCCUACAAACAAUUUAAUGAUGUUCUUCAUGAAUGCCGCCUCCUCAACAACAGAGCCACCCAUGUGAUUUCGCAGACGGAGAGAUCCAUGAGCCUGAAGAAGCAGCCAAAGCAAUACGCCAUCUGAUCGCGGCUAUUUUCCACCUUUAUGUGCAAUAUUUAGCAACUUUUCUGUUGUGUUAUAUACCAUGACUAAUGUACUGUAGGCUUUCUAAAGGACCACAUUGUAUCCAAAUGCUUGGUAACUGUCAUUGCCAGACGUGUGCUGUGUGUUGCAGGGUGUGGUGUUUGUUGAAACUGUACACAUUCUAUGCAUUCAGUCCUGGCGCAAACAUGUAGGUGGUUUAAAGAAACCUUUACCCAUACUGACAGCCCUCAGUUUGGUCCAACGAUGUCUUUACUUGCACAGUGUGCAUUUUGUACCAUGUAGCUUGCAUUUAUGCUCAGAGCUAUGCUGCUUAAGAGUUUCUAUACGUUUUCAGUGAUUUAAGAGCUUUUUUUCCAUUUUGCAUUGCUGGAUAGUUCGGAGAGUUCAUGUGGAACAUGCUGUGUGCUUUCUUGGUAUGUUGAAUUUUUUGCAAAAAGUGAUUUGAAUGAUUAAAUCAGCCGUUUCUACUUGUUUUAUACCAUAGAGUUUAUUAUGUGCAAAUUCAACUUGUGGGAAAUAUAACGC